Molecule: messenger RNA, 2597 nt
Organism: Limulus polyphemus (Atlantic horseshoe crab)
Lineage: Eukaryota; Metazoa; Arthropoda; Merostomata; Xiphosura; Limulidae
Product: sodium/hydrogen exchanger 3-like
Exons: 11
Coding region: 1-2463 (820 amino acids)
Biological process (GO): sodium ion transport; proton transmembrane transport; regulation of pH
Cellular component (GO): membrane
Molecular function (GO): sodium:proton antiporter activity
Source: RefSeq, a predicted model, not a curated record
AUGCAAAUUUCUGCCUUACGAACACGUUCGGGGAUUAUUUUAGCCUGCUUUAUUUUCAACUUUAAUAAUGCAUUCGCUGCCCUUAAAGAAGAAUAUGAAGGCAGUCUAAGGAAAACUUCUUUAGCACACCUGGAGAAAAGUUCCGAAGUUCCGUCCGUCUUAACCGCUUCAGAGAUAAAUGUUGCGCGUCUUGAAAGGAGUGAGCCUGCCGAACAUGUCAACGAAGAGCAUAAGAUUCAUCGUUAUCACGUUGCCACAAUUGACUUUCUCCACGUCUCCACUCCUUAUAUUAUAGCCUUAUGGAUAUUCGUUGCAGGUUUAGCAAAAAUUGGUUUUCAUGUUAUUCCCAAGAUUAGGCUUAUCUGUCCAGAAAGUUGUGUACUAAUUGUUGUUGGUGUGCUCAUUGGUCUACUGCUUUUUUACACCGGUCUGGGGGGAGUGGGACCUCUGACACCAAAAGUAUUUUUCCUCUACUUGUUACCUCCUAUCAUCCUGGAUGCCGGCUACUUCAUGCCUAAUCGCCUCUUCUUUGAUAACAUGGUAUCAAUUUUGAUGUAUGCUGUAGUUGGCACAAUCUGGAACACCUUGACCAUUGGUUUUUCACUGUGGGGCAUUGGACUGACUGGUCUUUAUGGAGUGAACAUGCCGCUACUGGAUAUCCUGUUAUUCAGCUCUAUUGUCUCUGCUGUUGACCCCGUGGCCGUGCUAGCUGUUUUCGAAGAGAUUCACGUGAAUGAAAUGUUGUAUAUCUUGGUGUUCGGAGAGUCCUUACUGAACGAUGCUGUCACAGUGGUACUAUAUCACAUGUUUGAUGGAUAUACAGAAAUUGGCCAGGACAACAUUCUACCCAUUGAUUACCUGGCUGGCGUGUUGUCCUUUUUCGUUGCCUCACUAGGCGGAGUCUUUUUCGGUGUUUUGUGGGGAAUCCUAGCGGCAUUUAUAUCGCGGUUAACUCAUCACGUGUUGAUAAUCGAGCCUAUAUUUGUAUUCGUGUUUGGAUACCUAUCUUACCUGACUUGUGAGAUGUUUCAUUUGUCGGGGAUCGUUGCCCUUACAUUUUGUGGCAUGACAAUGAAAAAUUAUGUAGAGGAAAACAUUUCCUACAAAUCACAUAUCACCUUGAAAUACGCCAUGAAGAUGUUAGCCAGUAUAUCAGAAUCUAUCAUUUUCAUGUUCCUCGGAGUUUCAACAGUGAAUGACGAACACGAAUGGAACACGUGGUUUGUUGUCAUGACUAUUGUAUUUUGUUCAAUAUUCCGCUCGAUUGGUGUGGUGAUCCAGACUUGGAUUUUGAACUACUUCCGAUUACACAAGGUGAAUCGCGUGGAACAAUUUAUUAUGGCUUAUGGAGGUCUUCGUGGUGCUGUUGCAUUCGCUCUAGUUCUUGUUGUCUCGCCAAAAAUUAUUCCCGCCAAAAAAAUGAUGGUUACAACAAUUAUUGCUGUCGUGUAUUUUACAGUCUGCCUCCAGGGCAUAACCAUCGGACCACUAGUGAGGUUCUUAAACGUUCCAAAAAGCAAAAAAACCAAACCUUCCAUGAACGAAAGGUUACAUACUAGAUUAAUAGAUCAUUUGAUGACGGGAAUUGAAAACAUCAUUGGUCACUCUUUAGGGAAUUAUCAUCUACGUGACAAGUUUAGGUAUUACAACAACAGGUUUAUUCGGCCACAUCUUCUACGUGACCAUCCUAUCGGAGAACCAAAGAUCUUUGAAACAUAUUCAAAACUAAACCUGGUAGAUGCAAUGAACUUCGCGAAAGAAAAAUCCAGGUUAACAGACCGCAACCAGAAUAUAUCACUGUCAGCUUUGAUUAGAUGGUAUACCCAGAAGAAUUUUGGAAAGUACCCUGAUGAAUCUAUUCCAAGUUCGGGCACUUUCUUAUAUCCUAACGAAUCAAAUAUCUUGAAUUUGGACGUAGGUGAAUUCGACUAUUCCCCAAGUUAUAAGGACAUAACUGAUGCUGAACUUCACCAUAUUCUGUCCGACUCCACAUACAAACCCACCCAAAAGAUUCGGCUGUACAGUCGUGAUAUAAUCAACGAAGCUCCCGUACAUCCUCCUUUUCGUCAUAGGGCUCAUAUGAAAAUCCGUCACAUGAGGAAAGGACACCGUCUAAACCUGAAGAAAAAUGUCAAAAUCCGUAGCGGAAAACUUAAGAUAAAUGAUUUGAAAAUAAAUUCUGCACCAGUCUCACCUUAUUUACCUCGUACAUCAACUGAAACAUUACCAUGGAAACGCGAAGAGGACUGUGGUAUUGAAAGAUGCGUCCGAAAACAGCAGGAGUUUCCUUUAUGGGUAGAAAAUAAAGAAUACAAUGUUUAUACCUCGUUGACCAGCAAUUUUUUGAAUAAUUUAAGUUCGGAUGAUCAUGCUAAUCCAUCAGACGUAUUCCAGUUAUUUGAGCUCAAUCACCCAGUAGAAGAAGAGGCGAACAACCUGGAAAAUAAAACUAAAAAUCGGUAGUCUUGACCCGGAGAAUAUAGGCUUAGAGACUGUAGCCGAUGACAGAAAUGUUCUCAAUCAGGUUGUAUCUUUGGAAUUGGAAGAGCCUCGUUUUGAAUUCAAAAACCAAAACCUGAAAUCUCUUCCAAACAAAA